Molecule: messenger RNA, 2268 nt
Organism: Tetrapisispora phaffii CBS 4417
Lineage: Eukaryota; Fungi; Ascomycota; Saccharomycetes; Saccharomycetales; Saccharomycetaceae
Gene: RAD16
Product: DNA repair protein RAD16
Exons: 1
Coding region: 1-2268 (755 amino acids)
Molecular function (GO): ATP binding; ATP-dependent chromatin remodeler activity; metal ion binding
Source: RefSeq, a predicted model, not a curated record
AUGUUGGAAGAAAGUGAAGGCGGGUUUAUAAAACCUUCAAGAAUCACAAGAAGUACUAGAAACAAAAGUAAAAAUGUGAACUAUAUUGAGAUAUCUGACAAUAGUGAGGAUGAUAUCAGUGUAAAAGGUGAGAAUGAUUCAGAAUAUAUGGAUUCUAAAGAAAAUCUACAAGAUAUUAUCUCAAUAAAAGAUUGCGAUGAUGAUGAUAAUAUACCCUUAAAUGAUCACAAACAUAAUACUUCAUCAAAAGUGGAGAAACCAACCAAGAAGAAGAGGAAAGCAAAGGCUAAAAAAACAAAAGGACCAAAGUUAACUCCAUACGAACGAAGUACACUACGGCUUUACGAAUUUCACCCAGAAUUGAAGACGGUAUUUGAAGAUUUAAGAAAUGUUCCACAAUAUGUUCCUGUCAGGGCAGUGCAACCUGCUGGGCUUUCAAUAAAACUACUUCCUUUUCAAUUAGAAGGUUUAGCUUGGCUAGUCGACAAGGAAGAGAAUUCACCUUAUAACGGUGGUGUUCUAGCAGAUGAAAUGGGUAUGGGUAAAACAAUCCAGACGAUAGCAUUACUACUGCAUGACAUUAAGAGAACUCCUUCCCUUGUCGUAGCUCCAACGGUAGCCUUAAUGCAAUGGAAAAAUGAGAUAGAGCAGCAUGCGAACGGUAAACUGGAAACGUACAUGUAUCAUGGUGCAAACAGAACCUCCGAUAUGCGUGUUCUAUCUGAAUAUGAUGUUAUACUAACGACAUAUUCAGUCCUGGAAUCUGUUUAUAGAAAACAAACUUAUGGGUUUCGGAGAAAAACAGGCUUGGUGAAAGAACAAUCUGUCUUGCAUAAUCUACCGUUUUAUAGGGUAAUUUUAGAUGAGGCACAUAACAUUAAAGAUAGAACUAGUAAUACAGCAAAAGCAGUGAAUGCCAUACAAACUCAAAAAAGAUGGUGUUUAAGCGGUACACCUUUACAAAAUAGAAUUGGGGAGAUGUAUUCCCUAAUAAGAUUUUUAGAUAUAUAUCCAUUUACAAAGUAUUUUUGCACAAAAUGUGAUUGUAAUUCAAAAGAUUGGAAAUUUUCUGAUCGUAUGCAUUGUGAUAAAUGUAACCAUGUCGUAAUGCAACACACUAAUUUUUUCAACCAUUUCAUGUUGAAAAACAUACAAAAAUUUGGUGUUGAAGGUCCAGGUUUAGAAAGUUUUAAUAACAUUCAAAUUCUAUUGAAAAAUAUCAUGUUAAGGAGAACAAAAGUCGAAAGAGCUGAUGACCUUGGUUUACCUCCUAGAAUAAUUACUAUUCGGUCAGAUUAUUUUAAUGAAGAGGAAAAGGAUCUUUACCGUAGUUUAUACAGUGAUGUUAAAAGAAAGUUUAAUUCUUAUGUCGAAAGUGGUGUUGUCUUAAAUAAUUAUGCUAACAUUUUCUCAUUAAUUACCAGAAUGAGACAAUUGGCAGAUCAUCCAGAUUUAGUAUUAAAAAGGCUAAAUGCAAACUCAGAAAUUACCGGAGUGAUCAUAUGUCAAUUAUGUAACGAUGAAGCAGAGGAACCGAUUGAAUCAAAAUGUCAUCAUAGAUUUUGUAGAUUAUGCAUCAAAGAAUUUGUAGAAUCAUAUAUGGACAAUCUGGCAUCAUUAACGUGUCCGGUUUGUCAUAUUGGGUUAAGUAUUGACUUAUCUCAACCAUCUUUGGAAUGUAAUAUGGAGGCUUUUAGAAAGCAAAGCAUUGUUAAUAGAAUAAAUACUUCAGGGACAUGGAGAUCUUCAACCAAAAUUGAAGCAUUGGUCGAAGAAUUGUACAAAUUAAGGAGCAAUGUCAGAACUAUAAAGUCGAUUGUGUUCUCACAAUUUACUAGUAUGUUAGAUUUGGUGGAAUGGAGGUUACAAAAAGCAGGUUUUCAAACAGUCAAACUGCAAGGCAAUAUGUCGCCUACUCAAAGAGAUGAAACUAUUAAAUAUUUUAUGAAUAACAUUAACUGCGAGGUGUUUUUGGUUAGUUUAAAAGCAGGUGGUGUGGCAUUGAAUUUAUGUGAGGCUUCUCAUGUUUUUAUUUUGGAUCCGUGGUGGAAUCCUAGUGUAGAGUGGCAAAGUGGUGACAGAGUUCAUAGAAUUGGUCAGUUUAGGCCUGUCAAAAUUACUAGAUUUUGUAUUGAAGACAGUAUUGAAUCGAGAAUAAUUGAAUUGCAGGAGAAGAAAGCAAAUAUGAUAAACGCCACUAUUAACCAAGAUCAAGCCGCUAUCAACCGCUUGACUCCAGCAGAUUUGAAUUUCUUAUUCAAUAAUUGA